UCCUUCAUGCUGCCGUCCUAGUAGGCCCUCCCCAUCUCCCUCCCAGCAUCCCGCCUUUGCCCUCUUUUCUUGCUAUUUAAUUUACAUUCUUUUCCUCCAAAUGGCGGACCUGGUAUACGAGUACAGUGUAGUGGUCUUGGGUGCCGGAGGCGUUGGAAAGUCUGCUCUCGUUGUACGCUAUGCUCAAGGGCAGUUUCUGUCGGAUUACAACCCCACGAUCGAAGAGCAGUACCGCUGCGAUGUACAGUUGGAGGGGAAAAAUUGUGUCCUCGACAUCAUGGACACAGCUGGAGCGGAGCAGUUUACCGCGCUGAACGAGGUGUACAUCAAGAGAGCGCGAGGAUUUGUGCUGGUAUUCAGUCUGACGCAGGAAAACACUCUGCAGGAUAUCGAUAAUAUUCGUCAACAGAUCCAGAUGAUCAAGGGUCAGGAAGCCAAUAUCCCCAUCGUGGUCGUUGGCACGAAGAUGGAUCUUGCGCGAGAACGAGAGGUUACCCGGGAUACCAUCAAGGAGCUUGCCUCGAAGUGGGGGCUCCCGUUCUACGAGACUUCUGCAAAGAAUAACUGGCACGUUACCGACGUAUUUCAUGAUUUGCUGGAUCAGAUGCGACGGAGAUACCCCGACGAGCCGUUGAAAAGGCGCAAGCAGAAAAAGAAGACUCUAAAGGGUCCCAAGCACCGCUGCAUUAUCAUGUGAAGCUCGUUUUCCUGUGUUAUUUAAUUUGAAUCUACCCUCAUGCUGUCGUGUUACUCAUACACUCCUUUUACUAUGCACACUUUUAUCGGACUCCAUUAUACCUGUUUAUUGGUCUAGAUCACCCACGGUCGUCGCGUUUGUCUUUGCUAUCGUAACUGUUCUAUACACUAGCCCGUUUCAUGCAGAGCUGAGCAUCUGUGUUUUCCUAUCUAUUGUACCGUAUACUAGUCGUUCAUACUGGCUUGAUUUCAUUGUAGAUAAUAUAAUUCUUUCGCCUUUCCCACUCCUCGAAGGGCGUCCUCGGCUCCUGUGACCUGUUCCACGAUGACUGCCAUAUAUGGCUGGCUUAGGUAAUCU
This is a messenger RNA of Somion occarium, 1054 nucleotides long. NCBI's taxonomy places the organism in Eukaryota, Fungi, Basidiomycota, Agaricomycetes, Polyporales, Cerrenaceae. The record is from the annotation of a GenBank genome assembly.